Molecule: messenger RNA, 3315 nt
Organism: Oryza sativa Japonica Group (Japanese rice)
Lineage: Eukaryota; Viridiplantae; Streptophyta; Magnoliopsida; Poales; Poaceae
Product: receptor-like protein kinase FERONIA
Biological process (GO): protein phosphorylation
Molecular function (GO): transmembrane receptor protein tyrosine kinase activity; ATP binding
Source: RefSeq, a predicted model, not a curated record
CAUCAUCCACCCCUCAACUCCACUACGGACCCGAGCUCGAUUUCCCACCAUCGUUUUGGCCACCGAAACACGCGCAGCAACUAGAAACUGCCGCGGGGCGCGCGGAGUCCAUCUCUCCCUCUCCGACGCCGCGAGGUCGACGAGAAUUUCCGAACCCUUCGUUUGCUCUGAUUGCAGGUGAAUCUACAGGAUUACAGCUAUCUGGAUGUGCUUUCUUCAGUAAACAAGAGUACAAUCCUCCAAACUCUACAUUUUCCUUGCCUCAAAUCCCACCCAGAGAAAAGGCAUUAUGCAAGUGUUCCCAACUCUUAUAGCAAAUUGAUGUGAACGAAUCCUCAAACUUUUGAUCCUGAUACACCAACCACCACUUCAAUGAUGCACCCAAGCCUACUAGCUACCAUCCAAUGGCUCACACUGUCAGCCCUCCUAUCGAUUGCCAUGGCGGCUGAUAACAAUUCCACGGCCUCUGCUCCAAUCUUUCUGAAUUGUGGAGCCUCUGGUGUGCAACCUGAUAGCUACAAUCGGAGCUGGGAUGGGGAUGCUAGCUCCAAGUUUGCGCCAUCGGUGAAAGGCAAUGUAGCCAGGGCUUCAUACCAAGACCCUUCGCUCCCAUCACCCGUGCCUUACAUGACUGCUCGAUUCUUCACUUCAAAUUACACCUAUUCCUUCCCUGUCAGCCCAGGCCGCAUGUUCGUGCGCCUACACUUCUAUCCAACUAAUUAUAAUGGGAACCUUGAUUCUGCAAAUGCCUACUUUGGUGUCACAACCAACAAUCUGAUCCUUUUAGACAACUUCAACGCAUCACAAACUGCUCUGGCAACAAGCUCUGCCUACUUCUUUCGAGAAUUCUCGGUUAAUGUCACUUCAAGCAGCCUAAAACUCACCUUUGCCCCGUCCACACGAAACGGGUCUUAUGCAUUUGUGAAUGGGAUUGAGAUUGUGCCCACGCCUGACAUCUUCACAACACCGACACCUACAUCUGCCAAUGGCGGGGACAAUGUGCAAUAUGGCAUAGAUCCUGUGAUGGGUCUCCAAACGAUGUACCGGCUCAAUGUUGGGGGACAGCCCAUCUCUCCGCAAGGUGAUUCUGGAUUCUAUCGUUCUUGGGAUAAUGAUUCUCCUUACAUAUAUGGUGCUGCCUAUGGGGUGACCUUCUCCAAAGAUGGUAAUGUCACCAUCAAAUAUCCAAAUACUGAGCCAAAUUACACUGCACCAGUUGCAGUCUACGCAACAGCAAGGUCAAUGGGGCCAACUGCACAGAUCAACCUGAACUACAAUCUUACAUGGAUCUUACCGGUUGAUGCGGGGUUCACCUACCUCUUGAGGUUCCAUUUCUGUGAGAUCCAGUAUCCAAUAACCAAGGUGAAUCAGAGAUCAUUUUUCAUUUACAUCAACAACCAGACGGCGCAGAAUCAAAUGGACGUCAUUGUUUGGAGUGGAGGAAUUGGCAGAACAACAUAUACCAACUAUGUUGUCACAACGGUUGGUUCUGGCCAGACGGACCUGUGGGUCGCGCUUCACCCUGAUCUUUCAAGCAAACCAGAGUAUUUUGAUGCAAUACUAAAUGGCCUUGAGGUCUUCAAGCUACAGGACCUUGGAAGAAAUAACCUUGCUGGGCUCAACCCUCCACUUCCACCAAAGCCUGGUGUGAAUCCCAAUGGGGGAUCUAGUAGAGGUAAAUCAAAGAGUGUUGCCCCAGCAGCCAUAGGUGGAGCAGUGGGUGGCCUUGCCGUGUUGUUGAUUGCUUGUGUUGGAUUGUGCAUCAUCUGUAGACGAAAGAAGAAGGUAGCAAAGGAUACUGGCAAAUCUGAUGAAGGACGCUGGACUCCUCUCACUGAUUUCACCAAGUCACAGUCAGCCACCUCAGGAAAGACAACCAACACAGGGAGCCACUCGAUGCUGCCAGCCAAUCUUUGCCGGCACUUUUCGUUUGCAGAAAUCCAGGCUGCCACCAACAAUUUCGACAAAUCCUUCCUCCUCGGCAAAGGUGGAUUUGGCAACGUUUACCUUGGAGAGAUAGACAGUGGCACUAGAGUUGCAAUCAAGCGUGGGAACCCGCUGUCUGAGCAGGGUGUCCAUGAGUUCCAGAAUGAGAUUGAGAUGCUGUCCAAGCUCCGACACCGUCACCUUGUGUCUCUAAUCGGGUACUGCGAGGAUAGGAAUGAGAUGAUUUUGGUAUAUGACUACAUGGCUCAUGGGACACUUCGAGAACACUUGUACAACACCAAGAACCCACCAUUGUCGUGGAAGCAGAGGCUGGAGAUCUGCAUCGGCGCCGCCCGUGGGCUGUAUUACCUGCACACGGGUGCAAAGCAAACCAUCAUCCACCGCGAUGUCAAGACCACCAACAUUUUGCUGGAUGACAAGUGGGUUGCCAAGGUUUCCGACUUCGGGCUGUCCAAGGCCGGUCCAAACGUGGACAACACCCAUGUGAGCACAGUGGUGAAGGGCAGCUUCGGAUACCUUGAUCCUGAGUACUUCCGACGGCAGCAGCUUACCGAGAAAUCUGAUGUCUACUCCUUCGGAGUUGUGCUGUUCGAGGUCCUGUGCGCCCGCAACGCCCUGAGCCCAUCACUUCCGAAGGAGCAAGUGAGCCUUGCAGACUGGGCUCUGCGUUGCCAGAAGAAAGGUGUUCUUGGCGAGAUCAUUGACCCACUCCUCAAAGGGAAGAUCGCUCCCCAGUGCUUCUUGAAGUUCGCCGAGACCGCGGAGAAAUGUGUGGCCGAUCGCAGCGUCGACAGGCCGUCCAUGGGUGAUGUGCUCUGGAACCUCGAGUUUGCGCUCCAGCUGCAGGAGAGCACGGAGGACAGUAGCAGCCUGACCGAGGGGACGUCAGCGAGCACGUCGCCGCUGGUUGUGGCCAGGCUGCAUUCAGAUGAGCCGUCGACCGACGUGACUACUACCACUACAACGACAACUUCUUUGAGCAUCACUGACCGUAGCAUUGCGAGCGUGGAGUCUGAUGGGCUGACCCCAAGCAACAUCUUCUCCCAGCUCAUGACACCAGAUGGAAGAUGAAAAUCAAAUUGCAAGCUCUAAUAUUGCUCCCUAGAUUUGUGGUGUGCCUCAACAGAAUUCUUGUCAGGAAUAGCUAAUUGUAUAGUUAUCUUACUUGCUCUACUAGCCUUGCUAUGCAUCAUUUUGGGCUAAAUAUAUGUAUGUUUUAGUUCUUUAGCAGAUCUAUGUUUCUUUCAAAAUCGCAGUAAUUGUAUAGGUACCUCUAAAUUGAAGGGGGUUGAGAUUCUUACCUCCUAAUGCAGUUGUAAUCUUGUAAUAAAAGAGCAUGGAAGAUAUCACCCACUUAUCCCUUUCUGA